Cucurbitaria berberidis CBS 394.84 is the source of this 1983-nucleotide messenger RNA. Its product is annotated as PP2C-domain-containing protein. The record is from RefSeq and is a predicted model, not a curated record. Gene Ontology annotation, molecular function: protein serine/threonine phosphatase activity; cation binding. Gene Ontology annotation, biological process: protein dephosphorylation. Lineage: Eukaryota; Fungi; Ascomycota; Dothideomycetes; Pleosporales; Cucurbitariaceae. The coding region runs from base 232 to 1899 and encodes 555 amino acids. The transcript has 3 exons.
GCACCUGAAUCAAUCCACUCCCACGCCGUGUCCUCCAGACUACUCCUGCACCCUCAGCUCAUUGACGUCACCCUCGAACACGCGCAUUUGCCGAUUCCUAACCCCUCAAGCUCUCCACAUAUCCCACGGUCCUAUACCCACCCCCUCCUAUACAACCGCUGUCGCGAAGUCUUCAAUCUGGCAGGAAACAAGCGUCGCAGUUUCUCCAGCCAGGGAGGUCUGCUAAACAGGAUGUUUGGCUCCUCUGGAAAAGACGACGAAGUGGCUGCCAUAGAUGGGCCUGUAGCCAGCGACCCACCAAAGCCCGCAACAGCACCUACAACAGACAACGCAGCUGCAGGAGGAGCAAACACGGCGGGCAACGGAAAUACGUCUAUAGAACCCAAGACCAGCGACGUCGGUUCCACUCCCAACACAGAGAAGAAGCGACGGAGUAGCGGCGUGUCGCGUGCGAGAGAUAUGUUCUCAAGCGCAAAACAGUCACUGCAUCUGAGCGGCUCCUCUCCCACGUCCAACUCGCCCACGGCGGACAAGACGAUCCAAACGCCCAUCCAGAAGCUAGGGAGGUCUGACGCUGCCCUCAGUGUUCCCCAGGGCGCACUUAACAACUCUGCUGGCGAGUCUGCACCUGGGCCCCGAUCUACUUUCCGAGUAGGUGUCACAGAAGACAAGAACAAGAAAUGUAGACGGACGAUGGAAGACACACACGCAUAUCUAUACAACUUCCUCAGCACGCCUGCGCCCUCGUAUGGGGCAGACAAGACAAGCUCGCUUUCCGAUGCUGGCUCGACUCGGUCUGACCCUUCGACACAGUCGGUAAUCGAAACUGACAACGGCUAUUUCGCCAUCUUUGACGGACAUGCGGGCACAUUUGCCGCCGACUGGUGCGGAAAGAAACUGCACUUGAUUCUGGAAGACACCAUCCGCAAAAACCCAAAUACACCUAUACCUGAAUUGCUGGACCAAACGUUUACCGUCGUAGACCAGCAACUCGAGAAGCUUCCGCUUAAGAACAGUGGAUGCACUGCCGUCAUCGCUGUCUUGCGGUGGGAGGAUCGAGUCCCCAACGCACAAUCAUCUACUGGAUCAGUCUUACUUGCGCCUGCUGCAGUAUCGGCGAUUAAGAAUGCUGGCGAAAGUGAGGAAGUAGGCGCUGAAGCAGUGCCUUCACAACCUGCGGGCGAGCAUCCUAUGGAGACAAGGUUACGAAACGAGGCCAGCCGGCAAAGAGUACUCUACACAGCAAACGUUGGCGAUGCGCGCAUCGUUCUUUGUCGAAACGGCCGGGCCCUUAGACUUUCGUAUGACCACAAGGGUAGCGACGAGAAUGAGGGACGUCGUGUUGCCAGCGCCGGUGGCUUAAUACUCAACAAUCGCGUUAACGGCGUCCUUGCUGUUACACGGGCCCUUGGCGAUGCGUAUAUGAAGGAUCUGGUGACUGGUCAUCCUUAUACAACGGAGACAGUGAUUCAGGCCGAUCAGGAUGAAUUUCUCAUUCUUGCUUGCGACGGUCUCUGGGACGUUUGUUCCGAUCAAGAAGCUGUAGACCUAGUCCGUCAAGUUCAAGAUCCGCAAGAAGCCUCAAAGAAGCUGGUCGACUACGCUCUCGCACGCUUUUCGACGGACAAUCUGUCGUGCAUGGUCGUUCGUUUCGAUAACAAGGCGCUCCGACAGCGCAAAAACGAAGCCGCAAUGGGCGUAGAUGGUGACCAGGCUACUUUGAAGGGAGGAGUCACCGAGGCCGAGGCCAUCGUAGCACAAGCAAAGAAGUCCAUUGGCGACUCAAGCCAAUCAGUUGAAAGUACUGCCAAGGAAAUCAUCAUGGAAGAAGCGCGAGCUGAGCCAGGCCCUGAACUCAAUAUUGACGCUGCGAAAGCGGCUCAGAAGCACCCAGCCUGAGCUUCUUGAGCAUGAGCAUGAGCAUGAGCAUGAGCAUGGCUUGGACGGACGGAUUACCUAUCCAUGAUCUUCCGAUGAGCGUCU